Musa acuminata AAA Group (dessert banana) is the source of this 2617-nucleotide messenger RNA. RefSeq lists its product as uncharacterized. The record is from RefSeq and is a predicted model, not a curated record. Lineage: Eukaryota; Viridiplantae; Streptophyta; Magnoliopsida; Zingiberales; Musaceae. The coding region runs from base 239 to 1396 and encodes 385 amino acids. The transcript is spliced from 19 exons.
UUUAGGACUCCGGACCUCCCUGGCGCAUGUUAGUGUCGUCCCUUGUCGAGGAUUUGGCCCGCACUUCCCUGGCGCACGUUAGCAUCGUCCCUCGUGUAGGACGCGCCCGAACGUCUUUUACAUCGCUGACACCCAUUCGAAAUCUCGGCACGGCGGUGACGAAACCCGAGACGAGUCCAAAAAAUCCCUUCUCGCGCCCUCCCCCGACAAAAGUGAAAGGAAGUUCCCGAAUCCCAUCAUGGCAGGGACUCGGUCCGAGUUCGAUCUCGGGGCAUCUGCGGCGCCCCCAUUCGGGAUCCGGGAGUACGCCUUCGCCGAUGCGGGAAACCUGGAGCAUUGCGCCAAGUACCUUAACCAGACGCUGGUGACCUUUGGAUUCCCCGCGUCCCUUGAUCUCUUUGCUGCGGAUCCCGUCUCGAUUGCAAGGACCUGCAACUGUAUUCAUUCUCUGCUACAACAGAGGCAGCGGGACAUCGAGUUCAGGGAUGCCUCCAAUGAGCAGAGACAAAGACUGCAAUCUGAUAUUUCAAGAUUAGAGGCAAAAGUUGAGAGGCUUGAGGCACAAUUAGCUGCAAAAGAUCGAGAGCUUGCUACUUUAACACGAACGGAGGCUAAAAAAACAGCAAGUUUGAAGGCUCAGAUUGACAAGCUGCAGCAGGAACGAGAUGAAUACCAAAAAAUGGUCAUUGGAAAUCAGCAAGUGCGCACACAACAAAUACAUGAAAUGAAGAAGAAGGAAAAGGAAUACAUAAAGCUGCAGGAGAGACUGAACCAAGUGCUGAUGGAGAAAAAGAAGGAAUCUCGGUCAGGAAUGGAGAUUAUGAACCUUUUGCAGAAAGAAGGGCGUCAACGUGGGACAUGGAAUGGAAAGAAGGCUGACAACGAUUUCUAUAAGAUGAUAGUUGAUGCAUAUGAGGUGAAGAAGCAAGAGCUGAUGGCAGAGAAUUCUGAUCUGCGGGCUUUGUUACGUUCUAUGCAGAUGGAUAUGCGUGACUUUCUAAAUGCUCCAAGUGGUCUAUCACAACAAACCUCUACUGUGAAUGAAAGACAGGAUGCUGACUCUCCGCAAUCCCCUUUGGGUGGCAGAACGGAUGUCUUUGAUCUACCUUUUCACAUGGCCAGAGAUCAGAUAGAAGAGAGUUUGCGUACCAAGAUGGCUUCAAUAAAGUCAAGGAUGGUACAGUUGCAAGAUGCACAAAAAGGAGCGGAAUUGACCUGUGAAGCAACUGAAAGGGAACUUGAGCUUGAGGCUCAACUUGUUGAAGCUAGAAGCAUUAUUCAAGAGCAGGCUUCAAUAAUGUCAAAACAUUUAGCAAAAAAUGACAAGCCAAGGAGAUUGAGCAGCCAUUUUGAUGCCGAGAGGGAGGUGACCCAUUCAACAUCUGCUGAGUUGUGAGUGCUACACCUGCAGCGUGAGAAAAGUCAGCAAAUUUUGUUUCAUCGAAAGUUCUUCAGCUUUUCCAUCAUCAGUACGCAAGUAAAGAAAUAGAGUUGAAAGAACAGUUUGAACUUUCUAAGUUUACUGAGAGCAGCAGCCCUUGCAACCUCUGAGAGAAGUGCUCCAGAUGAGGUCCCUCCCCUGCACCGACUUCAUCCCCGCAACAUGCAGCCCUUGCACAUCCAAUCUGCUGCUGCACCCCUCCCCAGCCGCCGACGCCUCGAUUAGCCCGAUCAUGGCCUCGCCGACCGCCUCGUAGUUCUCCCUCGGAUCCCUCACCUGCACCAGCAUCACCAGAACCAUGCUCUCCUUGCUCCCCGCCUCCGCCCUCUUCUCUGCAACCUCGGCGGCGGCCCUUCCUCCUCCCCCCAUCUGGAUGCGAAGCCCUUCCAACGCCAGCCCUUCCAUCUUCUCCACCGAACCCAGCAGCACAGCCUCCACGAAAUGCUCCUCCGCCCCCGUCACCACCCUCUUCCCUUUGAUCUCUCCCGUUUGGCGUCCGCUCAGGUUGCUCAUCGGCAUCGACUCAUGCAGGCACUCCCACAGCUCCCCUCGUCUCAAGGACGCCAUCCCACGUAUCACCUGAUCACCUCCGCUGCGGCUGUAGCGUUCUCGGCGAUCAAUGGCGCCGAAACUUGCAUGACCAACCUCCCCCACGGCCGGCCCGGUUUCCUGAUCUCAUGGAGAUAGCUGCCAUCCGAUAACCUCGUCAUCUCCGCGUGACCGUUCUCCGCCGUCAUCACGGUAGUGUUCUUCGGGCACUCCGUCUGCCUCUUCUCCGAGCUCACCCACGCGUCGAGCUUCCGGAGCUCCUGCUCUAGCUGCCUCGCUCUUCUCCAGUACGCUUCAGCCGCCGCUUCCCCAUCCCUGAAGAGGGAUGGCAUUGCCGGUGCCGCAGAGGGUUCGCACGUGGGCUGCGGCGGAGGGGCCGUAGGAAGCGACGGUGGCUGGCGGUGGGAGGGAGGUCGGCACAAGGAGAGGUACGACUUGAACCUCAAGCAACCUGCGGAGACGACCGCAGGAGACGGGUUCUGCCUCCUGUAGCUUCCGUUGCUGUUCGCCAUGGCAUGCAGCCUCUCUGGCCUCGCUCGCUCGGCUUCUGCUUGGGUAGAGCGACGUUGGAUGUUUUGGUCUAUUAUUUGGGAUACACAGCGGGAUGCUUGCUUCUGUUGUCGACCU